This is a messenger RNA of Lotus japonicus, 1573 nucleotides long. RefSeq names its product transcription factor SRM1-like. Gene Ontology annotation, molecular function: DNA binding. The record is from RefSeq and is a predicted model, not a curated record. Lineage: Eukaryota; Viridiplantae; Streptophyta; Magnoliopsida; Fabales; Fabaceae. The transcript has 4 exons. Bases 404 to 1285 code for a protein of 293 amino acids.
UAAAAGUAAUGUUGGUGGGUAAAAUUCUCUUUUACACUUUCACUUGUUAGGUGGCUUGAAAGAAAUACCGUUGGUUAAUGUGUCAGAAGCUUGACAGUGCAUAUGACAUUUUGCAUCCAGUGAUUUUACUAAUGAAAUUUUGCUUCCAAUGUUUUAAGAUGGAGAUUAAUUGCUAAUCUUACUGAGCUCAAGUAACACAUUUUUUGAACACCAACUCAAUGAAACUUAGUAAUUCAUUGGGAUUUUCAUGAGGUAUUCUCGACAGGAGCAAUGGUGUUUGAGGCGGGAACAUUCACGUCAUGGUGGAGCGAGCUCUUUUAGUGAAAUUUUUCCAUCCAAAAGACUUGAACUCGAGGCAUUUGCUUAAAGGGAAUCAAUCUGUAGUUGGUUUAAACAAGACUAGAUGAAGGCGGAUGAACUGGAUAGUAGCUCUGACUGGAGCAGAGAGCAGGAAAAAGCAUUUGAAAAUGCGUUGGCGACUUAUCCCGAAGAUGCUUCAGAUCGAUGGGAGAAGAUUGCUGCUGAUGUACCGGGGAAGUCUAUAAAAGAGAUUAAACAGCAUUACGAGGUAUUGGUUGACGAUAUUAGCCAGAUCGAAUCUGGGCGUGUGCCUCUACCAUUGUAUAAUUCUACUCCAGAGAGAUCAACAAGCCAUGCUAGUGAUGAAGGAGUUGGCAAGAAGACUGGCCAUAUACGGCAUUGUAAUAGUGAAUCUAAUCAUGGAAGUAAAGGUUCUAGAUCAGAUCAGGAACGACGCAAGGGUAUUGCUUGGACCGAGGAUGAACACAGGUUAUUUCUUCUGGGCUUGGAUAAAUAUGGAAAAGGUGACUGGCGAAGUAUAUCAAGGAACUUUGUGGUGACAAGAACACCUACACAAGUAGCAAGCCAUGCCCAAAAAUACUUCAUUCGUUUGAACUCGAUGAAUAAAGAUAGAAGGCGAUCGAGCAUACACGAUAUCACAAGUGUGAACAAUGGUGAUAUUGCAGCACCUCAAGGACCCAUAACCGGUCAAACAAAUGGAUCAACUGGAAAUUCUACCGGCAAGACAGGUAAACAAGCCUUUCCGACCUCCACUGGGGUACCAGGUUCCGGAAUGUAUGCUACCCCGACCAUUGGGCAACCCAUUGGAGGGCCCCUAAUAUCUGCUGUUGGAACCCCAGUGAAUCUUCCUGGUGCUCCUCCACACAUGGUAUACCCAGUUCCUGGUGCACUUGUACCUGGUGCACCAAUGAACAUGGUCCCUAUAACAUACCCUAUGCCACAUACAUCUGCACCUCACAGGUAAAGUUCUGUUUGGAGCCCUAAUGUACAAAAAUAAACAGAAGACUAGGUGGAUUCUGCAGUUAAUGUAAUUCUUUUCCUAGAAUAAUUUCUUUUUGCUUAUAUGCAAAACAUGAGUUUUAUGCUUAUUUAGUCACAUUUCGAAUAAGCCAUACUAGGAAGCGAUUGAAUUGUAUUUGCAUAGGCUGCUAUAAUGUGGCAGCUUUGACAUAGGAGAACAUAAGUGUACGGUUGUUUUGUAAGCAUUGUAAUUGCUUUUGUUAAAACAUGCUGCAGAGGAAGAUUAUAUGGA